AUGAACCCCUCUACGCUUCCGGAUAUGUCGGGGAUGGACGUCUUGGGUUUACACAUCUCUAACCCAAGCUCCAAAGCGCCUCACGCGCAUCCUUACCCUUCCUCUAUUGCCUCCUCCGCCUCUUCCUCUUCCUCCUCGGUCUUUUCGCUCGACGCCUCACAGAGUUCGGUUUCAUCCACCGCGACCAACCCCGUCGACGUGAUUUGGGAGAAUGAGGGAGAGACACUCGGGAGACCUAUGGCCACAUGCCCUCGUGCUUUUACCAAGGGAGCUCCUCCUAAGCUCGAUGGUGCUGUGCCUGCCGAGCUGCGUAUGCAUCCUCGGCGCACCAACGUUGCGACCAACGGUUCCGCCGCGCGGCCUCCGCCAUGUCUGCUCCGGCAGUCCGAGCGGAAGGUGAAUUUCGUCGAUAACCUCGUCGAUACGGCGUCGCAAAUCGUCGAAAACAUCUGGCCGUUGUCUGCCGCGGCAUCCCGAAGUGAUGCCGCGACGGGUUCCAAAGGAGUUCUUCCUCUGCGGACGUUUAUCCAGGAAACCCUUCGUCGUUCACGUACUAGUUACUCCACCCUGCAGGUGGCUUUAUAUUAUUUGAUUAAGAUUAAGUCCCAUGUGCCCUCGCACGACUUUACCAAGGAGCAACCUCGGAAUCAGUCGUGUAUGCGGGCCAUGCAGUGUGGUCGCCGCAUGUUUUUGGCGGCUCUCAUCCUGGCCUCUAAGUAUCUCCAAGAUCGCAACUACUCUGCCCGCGCGUGGAGUAAGAUCUCGGGGCUGAACACACUGGAGAUCAACCAGAAUGAGUUGAUGUUCCUCGAGGCUGUCGGAUGGCGCCUGCACAUCUCCGAAGCUACCUUCCAGCGCUGGACCGACCUCGUCUUGAAGUUGACCCCCGGUGCUGGUGGCCUCCCAGCUAGUGAGGGCCAGUGCUGGCGCACCGUCCUGCCUCGUCUUACUCCCGAGUUGGAGUCUCUCGACUUUGAGCCGAUGACUCCCGUCUCGAUGGGUAGUAUGGAUCUGGGCUUGGCCGACUCCCCCUCGCCACGCAGUGCUCCGAGCAUCGAGUCGCUUCGCUCCAUGUCGCGCGAACAGACUCCCACCUGCCCGCGCAGCCUGCCUCGGACGAUGGAGCCCACGCCUCGCCUGGAGUACGCGCAUCUGCCGAUGCCGACCAUCUCCCGCCCUCAGAUGCUGCCCACGCCUCAGAUGACCCCUCAGUCGCACGUUGCCUGCACUCCUGCUGCGAGUGUAUGUGGCCCCCGCCGUCCUUCCAUCGGUACUGCGAUGUCCCAGGCUCAGAACUUGGGAAUGGCGCGCUCGACUCUUGAUCAGCGCCCGCCGCUCUCGUUCUGUUCCCGGGCUCCGUCGUAUGAUGGAUAUCCGGUUGCGGUUCGUCGGUCUUCUUUGGCUCGCUCGACCUCGUCGGCUUCAUCGGCCUCGUCUCCAGACUCGAUGGUCUCGGACGUGUCGACUUUGUCGUCGCGCUCUUCGCGAUCUUCGUCGGUCUCUUCCAGCGCCUCAGGUGCCGGUUGCCCAGCUCCUUCUCGCCUGGCCGUGACGGCCACCUUGCGUUGCACCAACAACUCUCUCAAGGAGAGUCGCAAGACUCUGGCGAUUGCGUCCCCGAUCGACGAGACGACUUCUCUGGUGGAUCUCUACAGUUCUUCUGACUACCCAGGUGCGAUGGGCUCUGCGCCGGACUUGUCCUCGUUUACCCUGGACUCUAGUCUGAGCGAAGCUGCCCGGAGUCUCUGCGAGUUGUCGGGUGCUACUCCCGAGCGCCGCCAGUGUCGCAAACGCGGUCGUACUGGCUCCGACGAUCUGCUCCUCCAGAACCACGUUCGCCAUCUGAUCGAUGCGGGCGCAUCUGGCGUUCCUGCAUCCGUCCUUCCCGACGGGCAGCUGGCUAACUCGUUCCUGGUUUCGAACGGAUCGUCGCUUUCAGGUCCCGCUGGCAUGAAGCGGGCUUGCUGUGGCAGCGAGGCGCGCAAGAUUGCUCUCAACCCGAGCAUUCGCGCAGACUACCUGAACUAA
This is a messenger RNA of Penicillium cataractarum, 2028 nucleotides long. Its product is annotated as putative G1/S-specific cyclin Pcl5. Gene Ontology annotation, cellular component: cyclin-dependent protein kinase holoenzyme complex; nucleus. The record is from RefSeq and is a predicted model, not a curated record. Gene Ontology annotation, molecular function: protein kinase binding; cyclin-dependent protein serine/threonine kinase regulator activity. Gene Ontology annotation, biological process: regulation of cyclin-dependent protein serine/threonine kinase activity. Lineage: Eukaryota; Fungi; Ascomycota; Eurotiomycetes; Eurotiales; Aspergillaceae. The transcript has 2 exons. Bases 1 to 2028 code for a protein of 675 amino acids.